This is a messenger RNA of Laccaria bicolor S238N-H82, 618 nucleotides long. RefSeq lists its product as uncharacterized. The record is from RefSeq and is a predicted model, not a curated record. Lineage: Eukaryota; Fungi; Basidiomycota; Agaricomycetes; Agaricales; Hydnangiaceae. Bases 1 to 618 code for a protein of 205 amino acids. The transcript has 8 exons.
AUGCCUAUCGUUCCUCAAAGUUUUAAACGGAAAUCUGCCUUUCUGACGUCUGAAAUUAUCGCACAUCACCAGACUGAGCAUGCAAAUCAAAGCAAGACAAGCUCUAACGCUGCGACCCCUCUUGUCAAGGGUGACCCUCUUGUUGACCCCCAAGUCUGCAGCAACCCAGAAGUAAGAGUGACUGAGGUACCUGAUCUACCGCCUCAGUCCAUUUCCAACAACCUGUCAAUUUCUGCACACUCAGGCUCCAGGCCGACCUCAACAACGCACAAGAAGAAAUCAACAACAGAUUGUGCAUCUUCGUCAACGGUGGGCCAUACCUUGGGAUUUAACAACCUGGGGGACCUGGGAGUUGAUAUCCCUCAGCUUUCAGUAAUCUCCAAUAACGGAAAAACUCAGUCAUUCGGCUCAAAAUCGUCCAACACCUCACAUUUGGGCGUACAGACCGCUUUUGGAUCAUCAAAGGGGUUAAUCGCAUCAGAGUCCAACAUUUUUGCCAAAACAGUGUACUGGAAACCUGGGAAGAGUAUGCCAUGGGGAUGGAGCAGCAUUUUCAGGGUGAAAAUGCCACAAUCCACCAAGUUGAUCAAUUCAUUUGUUAUACCACUUUCCCUAUGA